CCCCCCCCUUAUCUCUAUGAAUAGAAUAGAGCUUCUAGCUGCUUGCUUUGCUAGCCCGAAACACCUUGCUGUUUUUAGCUCUUUCUAGUUUUCUCAUCCCCACUGCAAUCUCCUGCUUUCUCCUUCUCCUUUUCACUCUCUUUUCCCAUCAAACAAACAAACUUCCCCUUCCCUUCCCUGCUUCUCUUUUUCAGUUUUUUUUUUCAUACACAUAUAUGAUGAUGAUGAUGAUGAUGAUGCUCAUGAAGAAGAAGACUUUGUAACAGUUCUCACAACAGCAUAUGUCAGAGCAGAAAUGAAGGCAUGGCAAACAGACAUGGCUUCUCUCUCUAUUUCGCCAAGCUCUAACUCAUCUUCCUCCGAAAGCUGUGGCACCAAGGCCUCUGAGAUGGACUACAACACUGGAAGAGCUUCCUGCAGCGGCGCUGAUCAUGGGAUUGGGGAAAAUAACAUUGAUCUGAAUGCCAGCUUAAGCGAAGAAGAUCAGAAGCCUAGCCCCGAAAGUGGCGGCUGCAGCGGCGCCCAGUCCAAGUUGUGUGCCCGAGGCCAUUGGAGGCCUGCGGAGGAUUCAAAGCUCAAGGAACUCGUUGCCCUUUACGGCCCUCAGAAUUGGAACCUUAUAGCCGAGAAGCUUGAAGGAAGAUCAGGCAAGAGCUGUAGAUUGAGGUGGUUCAACCAGUUGGACCCGAGGAUCAACAGAAAAGCAUUCAGCGAGGAAGAAGAGGAGAGGCUAAUGGCAGCACACAGGCUGUACGGCAACAAAUGGGCCUUGAUUGCAAGGCUUUUCCCCGGAAGAACCGAUAAUGCAGUGAAGAACCAUUGGCAUGUUAUAAUGGCCAGAAAGUAUCGAGAACAGUCCAGCGCCUACCGGAGGAGGAAGAUACAGGCUCAAUCUGCAGUAGUCAUCGCAAGAGCCGACCAAGAUCCACCCUUUAUCUACAAAGCAGAACCUCCACCGCCGUCGCCGCCAUUCUGCAUCAACCUCUCCGGCGGAGGGGGCCUUUGCAUCCCACCACCACCUCCUCCAUUUGCAGCUUCUUCUGGUUUUCUCCCUGGUCUUAAAAGCCAAGAGGAAGGGAUUUGCAGCAGCAGCAGCAGCAGCAGAAGAGCUUUGGGUUUGGAUAUAAGGCCAAGGGAAGAGCCAAGAACAGGAGGAAGAGUGUCUAAUUAUUUGUAUGGAUCCAACCAACCCCCAUUAAUCGCUGCAAUGCAACAGUCGCUUUUCCAUCAUCAUGACAAUACUACUUACUAUUACCCUUCUUCCUUCUUCUCCUCCUCUUCUGAUUCUCCAACGCCACAAGCUUCAGUUUCUGAGGCAGAAGACGCCAGUCCUUUUGACUCCAUUGCUCCUACCUUCAUAGACUUCCUCGGAGUAGGCGCUGCAUCAUGAUCAGAUCGAUCACCAAGAUACAAUUCAUUUCGGGCCAGCCGUCUCAUCUCUCUGACUCUUGUGUAAAACACUAUUUAGCUAAUUAAGAGAGGCAAAUCAAACGGAGGAGACAGAUCCAUCGUAGAGAAAAGAUCAGAAGAGUUUGUUUGAUUUUGCGACAGUUAAAAGAAUCGAUGAUGAUAAUUAACCCGUCUUCUUCUUCUGUCAUUAAUUUAUUAAUUUCCUUUUUGCGUGAAUUAUUUCCUUAUAUAUAUAUAUAUAAUUGGAGCAAACCCAGAUUGGGUUUUGCUCUAAUUAACUUGUUGGAUGAGAUUGAUUAUGAAGGCGGCAA
Diospyros lotus (date-plum) is the source of this 1721-nucleotide messenger RNA. Its product is annotated as transcription factor CSA-like. The coding region runs from base 296 to 1390 and encodes 364 amino acids. The record is from RefSeq and is a predicted model, not a curated record. The transcript has 4 exons. Gene Ontology annotation, cellular component: nucleus. NCBI's taxonomy places the organism in Eukaryota, Viridiplantae, Streptophyta, Magnoliopsida, Ericales, Ebenaceae. Gene Ontology annotation, molecular function: RNA polymerase II cis-regulatory region sequence-specific DNA binding; DNA-binding transcription factor activity, RNA polymerase II-specific. Gene Ontology annotation, biological process: regulation of DNA-templated transcription.